AUGGGUCGGAGUCGGGGCUUGUCCCCGGACAGUCCGUGGGAGUUAUUCGGACCCUUGUGGGCCGCCCCCGGCCCGAGACAAGCAGCCCAUUUGCCACUUCCGACGGACGAGAUGAACUCGUCGUUUCUGAAAUUUUCUUACACGACUCUGGGAGGGCCCCGCGAGGACGCCGCCGCCGCCGCCGCCGUCGACCCGAUCAAAGAAGGGAGCGCCGGCUCCGGCUCCGGCUCCGGCUCGACGCUGAGCUUGGAGUUGGCCGAUUCCAAGUCGUGCACGUCGUCGAAGGCCAGCGGCGCCUCGCCCGAGGACUUCCGGGCGCAGCAGCUGCGGAUCAUCGCCGUCGCCGCUCGUUUCCACGAGUUCAAGCUCCAAGUGGCCCGAAGAGCUCGCUCGAAGAUCAUCAAGAGCUCUGACAAUUGGAAGUCCAAUGCCGGCAAGAUGGUCCCGACAUCCUCCUCUGAAUUUGAAUCAACAAAGGCGGCUUCAGGUAUAACUAGUAGCUCCAGCGAGGGUUCAAGCGCUAAAAACCUUGGAGUCCAGAAAUUCAAGAAGAAGCGUGAGGAGAAUCGUUGCGAGGUGCUCAGUCGGAAGCGCGCAGGCUCAACGCACAUGCGCCGUCAAGCUGAUGCCAUUCUGACCUUCCUCUCUGGAGGUUGUGCCUCUGAAGUGAAGAUCCGUCAAGUUCUUGGUGACAGCCCUGACACCAGCAAGGCUCUCAGAAUGUUGCUUAAACUAGAUGAAGUCAAAAGAUCCGGGACAGGAGGAAGGCAUGACCCCUAUAUUUACGAAGUCACGCAAAGGGAGUAG
Messenger RNA from Eucalyptus grandis, 807 nucleotides. RefSeq lists its product as uncharacterized. The transcript has 5 exons. The record is from RefSeq and is a predicted model, not a curated record. NCBI's taxonomy places the organism in Eukaryota, Viridiplantae, Streptophyta, Magnoliopsida, Myrtales, Myrtaceae. The coding region runs from base 1 to 807 and encodes 268 amino acids.